Molecule: messenger RNA, 477 nt
Organism: Lolium perenne
Lineage: Eukaryota; Viridiplantae; Streptophyta; Magnoliopsida; Poales; Poaceae
Source: RefSeq, a predicted model, not a curated record
AUGCUGGUGUGCGUACUGAUCCCGAGCAUUUGGUUGCAGGAGGUGAUGAGGGACCUGCAGUUCGCCGGCGAGGGGUUCAGGCAGUCAGGCCACCCGCCCCGCUCCGGCCACCUGCCCCGCCCUGCCCUGCACCACCCCGGCCUGCCCCGCCCCGCUCCGGCCACCUGCCCUGCCUCGCCCUGCACCGCCCGGCCCGCCUCGUGCCGCGCCGAGACGCCCCGACCCCGUCCCGCCCCGCUCCGGCCCCGCCCGAGCCACCCCUCGCGAUGUCCCACCCGAGCUGCCCCGCGCCGCCCCGACCUCGACCCGUCAUGCGCCGUGCCGCCCCGUCCUGCGCUGCGCCGCCCCGUCCUGCGCCGCGCCGCCCCAGCCUUGCCUCGCCCCGCCCCGCGCCGCCCCGUCUUGUGCCGCCCCCGCCCCGCCAACACCGCCCCCGGCGAGCUCGACCCCGCCCCGCCCUGUCACGGAUGCCUCUAG